CAUCCUUCAAUAAACUAAGAUGAUAUUCUUUUAUAAAUAAUUAUUGUUAUAACGGGUUAAGAUCCAAGCCCAAUAAGUAAAACAUCCUUUUAAUUCCCCUAAUUCUGUGUUACCCUUCAAUUCCCCAUCGGAGAAUCAUCGGCGGGAAGUAAUGGAGCGGGAAGUGUUAGAAGCUGAAUUAGUACUUCCAACUCACAUGAAAUUCAAGAAGAUUCAGAUGUACGAUAAGUACCCUAAAGGACAAGCUAGAGGCAGGCACUGGAAACAUCUCAAGCAGAUUAUACAAGCAGAAAAUUACGAAAAUUAUCCUCCUCACCUACCUACUUAUGUUAACAUUGAAACACCACCUUCUAUGCAUCCAGGCAAAAAGAUAUGCGACAUAACAGGAUUUGAGGCACCAUAUUUUGACCCAAGAACUAAACUCCGUUAUGCUAAUACCGAGGUUUUCAAGAUAAUAAGGUCUCUCCCUAACGACUAUGUUCAGAGGUACUUGGCUCUCAGAAAUGCAGCUGUUGUUUUGAGAUAGGUGCAGACUGCAGAACAGAAAGUUGUAAAUUUAUGUGGAAAGUAGAGGACAUUUGAAGUUGCUGUUUCUGAAUGCUCAGGUGCAUAACUGUACUUUGACUUGUAUUAAGAGAAGAAAUCAUAGCCUAAUUUUUUUAGAUCUGUUAAAACUGCUAUGGGAAUUUAGUACUGAAUUGGUUCUUUGAUC
Solanum dulcamara is the source of this 712-nucleotide messenger RNA. RefSeq names its product protein EIN6 ENHANCER. NCBI's taxonomy places the organism in Eukaryota, Viridiplantae, Streptophyta, Magnoliopsida, Solanales, Solanaceae. The record is from RefSeq and is a predicted model, not a curated record. Gene Ontology annotation, biological process: chromatin remodeling. The coding region runs from base 152 to 526 and encodes 124 amino acids. Gene Ontology annotation, cellular component: Ino80 complex. The transcript is spliced from 3 exons.